Messenger RNA from Phycodurus eques (leafy seadragon), 3106 nucleotides. It is a transcript of the gene mmd, whose product is annotated as monocyte to macrophage differentiation-associated. Gene Ontology annotation, molecular function: pore-forming activity. The transcript is spliced from 7 exons. Lineage: Eukaryota; Metazoa; Chordata; Actinopteri; Syngnathiformes; Syngnathidae. The record is from RefSeq and is a predicted model, not a curated record. The coding region runs from base 523 to 1251 and encodes 242 amino acids. Gene Ontology annotation, cellular component: membrane.
CUAUCUAUCUAUCUAUCUAUCUAUCUAUCUAUCUAUCUAUCUAUCUAUCUAUCUAUCGUGACUACAUUCAUAAUUUGCAUUGGCUAGGUCUUCUGGCUGUUGAUUGGCUCAACCUGCUGUCGAUCAGGCAUCAUGUCACAUGUCACUGUGCGCAUGCGCAGUAAGGCAGGAGGCUGUCUGGGCGGGCGUGGUCAGUUUUUAGGAGCGGCCUGGCCGGCCUCCUUCGCUCCCUCGCCGGGCUUCUUUGCCCACCUCUGCCCCUCUUCUCAUGGAUCUUUCUACCUCAGAGGCUUAGCGGCCAGUGAACAGUACACUCGAUGCAGGAUGUUAUGGCGGAAAAGACUAAAAUGAUGCCCUGAUGCUGCAGUGACAGUUAGCGGCUAGGUAGCGUGUAGCCUGCGAGCUAAUGUUAAUGAAGUGUUGUUGCUUCGUUUGGACAGAACAGAAACAUUGUUUCCUACCUCAUUUUUAUCAACUUAAAUCAUAUUUUUUUGGUGCUGCUAAGGACCGCUAGACGCUGACAUGAAGAGGGUGAUCAGCUUCCACAGAUUUAUGAACAGACGGCCCUCCGCUAACUGUCGCUACCAGCCCACCUGCUACGAGCACGCCGCUAACUGCUACACGCAUGCAUUCCUGAUCGCGCCCGCCCUGUUGGGCGUGGCCCUGCUGCACCGGCUGUCGGCCACCAACUGGCAGUGCGUGACGGCGUGGGUGUACGGCCUGGGCCUCAGCGCCCUGUUCCUCGUCUCCACCGUCUUCCACGUUGUCACCUGGAAGAAGAGUCACAUGAGGGAGGUGGAGCACUGUUUCCACAUGUGCGACCGAGUUGUCAUCUACGUCUUCAUUGCCGCCUCCUACACGCCGUGGUUGAACCUCCGCGAGCUGGGCCCCGUGGCGUGUCACAUGCGUUGGUUCGUGUGGCUGAUGGCCGCCAGCGGAACGUUCUACGUGUUCAACUACCACGAAAAGUACAAAGUGGUGGAGCUGGCCUUCUACCUGACUAUGGGCUUCCUCCCGGCGUCCGUCGUCACUUCCAUGAACACGACGGAGGGUUUCCCGGAGCUGGCGUGCGGCGGCGCCCUCUACUGCGUGGGUGUGUUUUUCUUCAAGAGCGACGGCGUCAUUCCGUUCGCUCACGCCAUCUGGCACGUCUUCGUGGCGCUGGCGGCCGCCGUGCACUACUACGCCAUCUGGAAGUACCUCUACACUCCGCUCGCCGGCGACGACCACGACGCCCUCGUCCAAUACUGAGCCGACGGCCCCCGCAACUGCCUCAAACAAGAAACAAUGUUUACCGCUUUCGUACACGGAACGAUUGUUUUUAACACCGACUUUUCUAUACACUCAGUCAUUCCAGGGCAAGGCGACCAAUCGUGCGGAGGAAAAACACUGAUGAGCGGGAGUUUGUUAGCAGGUUGCGCUAACCUAUGGGUAGAGAAAAUGGAAUUCCAAGGUGUUUCGUUGUCUGGAUCUUUCAAAAUGGCCAUUCCGCGCCCUGGCAACCAAUCAAACGCAUGAUCAGGAAAGGCUAUCACCUCUGGUGGUUUGGUUUGUUAGCACAGGUUUUGCUAACCUCUCCGAGCAGGAAAAAAAAAAAAUAUCUGAGCCGAUUGUCUUUCUGGAUAUUUCUAAAUGGCCGUUACGCAGGCAGGCGACCAAUCAUACACUUGGAAAAACAUCAUGAUGGAGUACUGCCUUCACCUGUGGCAGUUUGGCUUGUUGCCGGGGAGAAACAAGGAGGCUGAACUUGAGGCUUUUGUCGGGCUGGAUAUCUCAAAUCGGCCAUUCCGCGUCUCGGUGACCAAUCGCAUGCUGAGAAAGGUUGGCUAGCACAUCUGUCAGCAGGUUCUGCUAACCUUCGUCUGAGCUGUGUUUUCAUCUUUCUUUUUUUUUUUUUUUUUUUUUUCCAAUGGCCAUUCCACGGCCCGGUGACCAAUCACACGCAGAAUAAUCCCAUUGGUGGCAGACGGACUUCCUGAGAGGACUUGUUGUGGGGGAGGAGGGGGGGGGGGGGAAAUGGAGACGUUUGUUUUUCUUGGGUGUGGGGGUUCCAUUUGAAGGGUUGGCGCCCCUUGCUGGUGUUUUUCUGCAUUUGAAAAGAUUGAUAGUGUUUCUGAACACCACUUUGGUAUUUAUUCCACAUCCUACUAGGGCACGGAAUCCUCCAUGUACUAGUGAACUCUUUAUACUCACUAGUAAUACAAUUCAGCGCACGAGUAGCACAUCGUAGUACGUAAUUAAAUCUUACUAGUCAACUACUGUGCUGCACUCUUAAAAAGGCCUACUACUGCCUUUUACUACUGUAUGACAUCACACUAAUGGGACAACUGUCAUACUAGAAGUGCAUAUUACUAGUGAGGCAUAACUGCACGAGUUGACAAUUGUGCUACGGGUACUACUAAUGGUGAAAACUCUACUAGUUAGUAGAGUGGUCUAGUUGCCAUCUAUCGCUUCACUAAUAGUAGUAGUAGCACGCAGUUGACAACAAGUGCAGUUUUGCCUCAUUAGUGACAUGUUCUAGUGUUCCCUAGUUCGAGUGUGCUGAAUUGUCUUACUAGUGAGGCGAAAGAGCGUACUAAUACAUGGACAACUCAGCACACGAGAAGAACGACUAAGGUGCACUAGUGCAAAACCUACACGUUCCUAGUAAGGCGAAAUUGCACUAGUUGAUAACCGUGUGCUCAUAUGACUAGUGAAAUAAAAUUCAGUUAGUUAAUAUCUAGUGGUUCACUAGUGGUACUAGGAGUGUGCAUAUGGCAACUAGUGCCCAGUUUUGCCUCACUAGUAAGGUGGUAGUUCUGCUAGUGUGCUGAAUGUACUUAGCAGUAAGGACAAAAUGCACACUAGUGCACAGACAAUUGAGCGCGCUAGUAGAAUGUGGAAUAAACACUCAAGUGGCUCUCCGGAGUUUUUAUUAUUUGACGAGUGGUCACGUUUGUCACGUGGAUGUCACUUCCUGUGUGUGUGUGUGUGUGUGUGUGUGGUGUGUUUUGUAAGUUCCUGGCCUUCCCACUGCCGUUUUCUCUUUGUGGUGCUACUAUCUUCUCUAAAUUAAAAGCAUAUCAACAACCAAACAAGCCCUCCCGUCAAGCAUCCUCUUUAUUUU